Molecule: messenger RNA, 1725 nt
Organism: Penicillium egyptiacum
Lineage: Eukaryota; Fungi; Ascomycota; Eurotiomycetes; Eurotiales; Aspergillaceae
Source: the annotation of a GenBank genome assembly
AUGAGCAGCAAUGGGCAUAGCAGUAGAGUGCUUCAAUCGCUUGGGUCUCCCCACUCUGGGACAGAGGACGGCAUCGUCCACUUCCAAUCCAUCCCCGAUCAGCGCCGUUCUUUUUCUGUCUCUUUGGACUCCGAAAAGCCACCGUCAAGUCAUACCCCCGCCGCUGGGAGACGCUCGCUUGAUGUGCAAGAACGGAACGGUUAUAUUGUCCUGAACGAAGACGAUUGCUAUGAUCAACUGGGAUUUUGCUUCCCAAGCUGGAAAAAAUGGAUGAUCAUCUCGGUCAUCUUCCUGGUCCAGACCUCGAUGAACUUCAAUACCAGCUUGUAUUCGAAUGCCAUCGUUGGUAUUUCCGAAGAAUUUGGUGUUAGUCUCCAGGCUGCUCGCUGUGGUGCUAUGAUCUACCUAGUGACUUAUGCAUUUGGCUGCGAGCUGUGGGCACCCUGGAGUGAGGAGUUAGGGCGCAAGCCUAUUUUACAACUCAGCAUGCUUCUCACGAAUAUUUGGCAAAUCCCUGUUGCUCUUGCGCCCAAUUUUGCGACUAUUAUGGUGGGGAGGGCAUUUGGUGGUCUCAGUUUGGCCGGCGGCUCAGUCACACUGGGGAUGAUAGCAGACUUGUGGGAGCCAGAGCAUCAGCACUAUGCAGUAGCGUGUGUGGUAUUCUCAUCAGUGGGCGGUUCAGUCCUAGGGCCUCUGAUAGGAGGCUUUGUUGAGGCUUUCCAGCCUUGGCCUUGGGCUAUGUGGAUUCAGUUGAUCUUUGGUGGUUUUGUUCAGAUUUGCCAUCUGCUGCUUGUUCCUGAGACCCGGGCUACUAUCAUGAUCGAUAACUACGCCAAGAAGCAGCGCAAGGCGACUGGCCUUAACGUCUGUGGACCGGAUGAAUUUCAGCCCUUUAAAGAACGUUUUUCUUGGAGUCAAAUCCUUGUCACCUGGAUGCGCCCUUUCAAGAUGCUGGCAACAGAGCCAAUCGUGUUGACCCUGUCUCUACUCAGUGGCUUCAGCGAUGCUCUAAUCUUCAUGUUUAUUCAAUCUUUCAGCCUGGUCUACGAGCAGUGGGGCUUCAGUACUGUUGCUAUAGGCCUUUCCUUUAUCCCGAUCUUAGUGGGCUAUACCAUUGCCUGGCUCAGCAUGUACCCAGUACUGCAUAGGAAUUCCGCCAAGAGAAAGAAGAAUCCUGAUAGUGAACAUGCACAAUAUGAAUCCCGGCUCUGGUGGCUACUCUACACUGCCCCGUGUCUCCCCAUUGGCCUGAUUGGCUUUGCGUGGACGAGUCUAGGGCCCCCAAUCCACUGGAUAGGAACCAUGGUGUUCGCAGCUAUCGUUGGUAUUGCGAACUAUACCAUUUACAUGACCACCAUCGACUACAUGAUCUGCGCCUACGGUCCUUAUUCUGCUUCCGCCACCGGUGGAAAUGGCUUCUCAAGAGACAUACUCGCAGGUGCUCUCACUGUGCCGGCCACACCAUUCUUCAGCAAUAUCGGUGCUCCGGAUCGUAAUCUCGAAUACGCAUCUACCAUCCUCUUCUGUAUCUCAUGUCUCCUCGUGGUCUCCGUCUAUGUUAUCUAUUGGAAGGGACCGGUGAUGCGCAAAAGAUCACCAUUCGCCCAGCAACUGUCCGAUGCUCGGAAGCAAAGUGCCAGCCGGCGCGCUUCCGCGGCCUACUCCAGAUCGGCGCCCCAGUCGCGCAGGCCAAGUGCUAGAGCAGACACUGGUGUUGUGGAUUGA